UUUAAGAAAGGGCAAGGCAGAAGCGGAACGUUGGAUUCCAUGUGUCAAAAUAUUUGUAUUUAUUGCUAAUUAAACUUGCUGUAGUUUAAGUAUUUUGUAAAUUGACUACUCAUAAAUAGUAUUAGCCUUCUACAUAGUGCUCUUGCAAGCUGGAAUAAUGUCACAUGACUGCAGGCGGAAGCAGAAUCAAAGUAAUCUUAGUACAAGAUGGCAGCGCUGUCGAGAGGAGGCGAUUCAGGUAAUGGAACUGAUCAGGUACUAGAACUGGGAAGAACAUUACUGACAGAUUUCAUCUACGAGCGGGUUUGUCGCCAUGCUGACAGCAGUACUCAGUUGUCAGUGUCACGGACCCAGUUGGGCGGGAGUGAGCUGUGUGACCCCAACCACAAGAAACUGGCCCUGUGCCUGCAGCAGAUUGGAGAUGAGCUGGAUGGCAAUACACAACUCCAAAGUAUGUUAAAUGAUACUGCACUCCAGCCCAGCCAUGAUGUUUUUAUGAGAGUGGCCCGUGAGAUCUUCUCUGAUGGAAAGUUCAACUGGGGCAGGGUGGUGGCACUUUUCUACUUUGCCUCUCGGCUGGUCAUCAAGGCUCUGUUGACCAAGGUCCCCGACAUCAUCAGAACCAUUAUCAUCUGGGCUACAGACUACCUGCGAGAUCAUGUGAUCAACUGGAUUAGGGAUCAGGGUGGCUGGGAGGGAAUCCGUUCCUACUUUGGCACUCCCACCCGGCAGACCGUGGGGGUGUUUCUCGCUGGAGUUCUUACCACUGUGCUGGUCAUGCACAGGAUGUGAGGGGGAGGAGAGCCUGAGAGAAGGACAUUGAGGGGUGGGACAUAAGACUGGGUAGUAGAGUCAGACAUGUGAGGGUGAAUGGAAGAUGCUUCGGGGGAAGGAAAAGGCGAGAAAAAAAAGUUGGAUGGAAAAACGGCAACGUUUGGACCUGAUCAACCUGCCCUCCAUCGCAAAGGAUUGAGUCAAGGUUCUUAUUGCUGUUCCCUAAACCGCUGAAAAUGUGAGUGGCUCUUGACCGUACAUACAGGAGAGAAGGAGGUGUGUAGAGACUCUGCCAGGGCACAUCUUUUAAUGAAUUAUUUAUGCCUUACCUCAGCAUAUUGUUCAAAGUACUGUAUUCUAUGGUGGGCUAUUUAAAUGCAGACCAUACCAUAAUCCUUCAAUCAAAUGCUCUUAUUAUACACCUUGUUAAUGUGUUAACAAAUAAGGUAACUUAUUUUAAGUUGUCAGUGCCUUGGUUCUUGUCUACAAUAAAUUGCUUUGAUAUUUUUUUACAUGUUUUAAUAUGAACAUAAAAUAAAAAUGAUUCAUGGAUCGAU
Molecule: messenger RNA, 1331 nt
Organism: Oncorhynchus masou masou (cherry salmon)
Lineage: Eukaryota; Metazoa; Chordata; Actinopteri; Salmoniformes; Salmonidae
Product: apoptosis regulator BAX-like
Exons: 6
Coding region: 208-792 (194 amino acids)
Biological process (GO): positive regulation of apoptotic process; extrinsic apoptotic signaling pathway in absence of ligand; intrinsic apoptotic signaling pathway in response to DNA damage
Cellular component (GO): mitochondrial outer membrane
Molecular function (GO): protein homodimerization activity; channel activity; protein heterodimerization activity
Source: RefSeq, a predicted model, not a curated record